AAAAUACGUUUCAUUGGUCGGGGUGACAAAGAGAGCGAGCAGAGACGGUCGGAGAAGGAAUAAAAAAAGAAUUUUCUGAAAUGCUGAGUGGAUUUUAGAUAGCGUUUUACUUCGGAACCGCAACGUCAAGCUACUUUUCAGAUUCCGUGGCCAAAUCUGGUGGAUUUCAAGAAUCCUAUCCGCGUGUAUGGAGUUUCAUAAGACGGAAGGGUCAUUGAACAGAGCUUUUAAUUUGGGCUAUUGGAAAAUUCGCAUUUGAAUCGUUGGUUGGGUAGAGCAAGGAAGCCGCCAUGGCUGGUGCUACUGGAUCGUUGAGUCUCCACCUCAGAAUAUGAACAAACCCUACUUUUGUGCUCUAAUUUUCUCAUGACUAACAACGUUGUUGCUGUCAUUUUAAGGAGCACCGAAUACAGGAAUAAUUUUACAUGUGUCAAUCUACGUGUAUGAAUCUGACGCGAUCCAGAACAAGAAAAUCGGUGGGUUUUUUUUCGGGGGACACAGGGAGAAGGCCGGUUUCAUGACUAUUUCUUUACUGACACCGACUUGUAAAAGGCCUUGAUUGCAAACGACGAAGAGACUGUUUUAAAAAGGAUGGUUUGAAAGAAAGACUGUCAGUGGAUGGGAGAAGGUAGCGAAUCAGCUGAAGAAAAUCGACAGAAAGGAGUGAACGGGCGACGGUGUAGCUUUUUCCUUUGCGUAUUUUGUGAAAAUAUCACUUAUAGAGGUCUUUGAACAGUGACCCAGUUGAUCAAAAGUGUCAAUCGGCCAAUCGACAAAAAAACAGGGAUUAACGAUUGGAAUAUGUCUGGUCGGCCAAGAACCACCUCCUUCGCAGAGAGCUGCAAACCAGUGCCGCAGCCUUCAGCAUUUGGCAGCAUGAAAGUCAGCAGAGAUAAGGACGGCAGCAAAGUGACCACAGUCGUGGCGACUCCAGGCCAGGGGCCAGACCGGCCACAGGAGGUCAGCUACACGGACACCAAGGUGAUCGGAAACGGCUCGUUCGGCGUGGUCUACCAGGCCAAGCUGUGCGACUCCGGUGAGAUGGUGGCCAUCAAGAAGGUCCUCCAGGACAAGAGGUUCAAGAACCGAGAGCUUCAGAUCAUGAGGAAACUGGACCACUGCAACAUUGUGCGCCUCCGUUACUUCUUCUACUCCAGUGGAGACAAGAAGGAUGAGGUGUAUCUGAAUCUGGUUCUGGACUACGUCCCUGAGACAGUCUACAGAGUGGCCCGACACUACAGCCGAGCCAAGCAGACACUCCCCAUGAUCUACGUCAAGCUGUACAUGUAUCAGCUGUUCCGCAGUCUGGCCUACAUCCAUUCCUUUGGGAUCUGCCAUCGGGACAUCAAGCCUCAAAAUCUGCUGCUGGACCCUGAGACUGCUGUGCUCAAGCUCUGCGACUUUGGCAGUGCUAAACAGCUGGUUCGUGGGGAGCCCAACGUCUCCUACAUCUGCUCACGGUACUACAGAGCCCCUGAGCUCAUCUUCGGUGCCACAGACUACACCUCCAGCAUAGACGUGUGGUCAGCUGGUUGUGUGCUGGCUGAGCUGUUGCUCGGACAGCCAAUAUUCCCUGGUGACAGUGGAGUGGAUCAGCUGGUUGAGAUCAUAAAGGUCCUGGGCACCCCCACCCGCGAGCAGAUCCGCGAGAUGAACCCCAACUACACCGAGUUCAAGUUCCCCCAGAUUAAGGCCCACCCUUGGACUAAGGUGAGUCAACAGGUGUUCCGGCCCCGCACCCCCCCGGAGGCGAUAGCGCUGUGCUCGCGGCUGCUGGAGUACACGCCCACGGCCCGGCUCACGCCGCUGGAGGCCUGCGCCCACUCCUUCUUCGACGAGCUGCGCGAGCCCAACGUCAAGCUGCCCAACGGCCGAGAGAAACCCUCGCUCUUCAACUUCACCACUCAGGAGUUGUCCAGUAAUCCCUCCCUGGCCUCCAUCUUGAUCCCAGCCCACGCCCGUAACCAGGCUGGAGCCUCCACACCCACCAACGCUUCAGCCACCACAGAUGCCAACAGUGGAGACCGUGGCCAGACCACCACUACUGCCUCUGCCUCCGCCUCCAACACCUCCACCUGAGUGCCCCAACCAAUCAGACCCAUCCCUCUGACCGAAGCCACACCCACCCCAGUGCUCAUUGGCUAGAUGCCAACCAGAGAGGGGGCGGGUAGAAUCCCCCAAAUCCACAAAUACUGACACACACACGCACACACACUCACACACACGCACAUACUGAACAACACUCACUGAAAAGAUGAGGAACAUGUACCAACAUUGUUGAACCCCCCCUCCCCCCCUAUUGUGCUGUUUUUAUUUUC
Molecule: messenger RNA, 2318 nt
Organism: Alosa alosa (allis shad)
Lineage: Eukaryota; Metazoa; Chordata; Actinopteri; Clupeiformes; Clupeidae
Gene: gsk3ba
Product: glycogen synthase kinase 3 beta, genome duplicate a
Exons: 11
Coding region: 802-2079 (425 amino acids)
Biological process (GO): protein phosphorylation; regulation of microtubule cytoskeleton organization; negative regulation of canonical Wnt signaling pathway
Cellular component (GO): cytoplasm; beta-catenin destruction complex; nucleus
Molecular function (GO): tau-protein kinase activity; beta-catenin binding; protein serine/threonine kinase activity
Source: RefSeq, a predicted model, not a curated record